CAUGACUUAGACUGAGGAUCACCCAUAGGCUCAGCUGUUCGGGAUCUGAGGUUCCCACAAUAUGCAGCCAGGAUAAAUACGCCUUGCACGGUCGUUACCGCCGAAUCUCUCCAGUUAAUAUACGUUUUCACUUGGAGACUGGCAGAGAGUGGAAACAGCAUGGGUUCAGCGAGCCUGCAAUGGCCAAUGAGGCGACACCUAUCUCUGUUUCGAAGUGCCUAACGCCCAGGAAGCUCUCCAGCCACUUCACGACGUCGACACCGUCAGGCGUAUCAUACCAUGAGAUUCCUCCAAGGGAAGGCGGUGUCUGGAGCGGGUUCGUCUGCUGCAAGGUCCCAGGGUGUUGGCAUCAAGAUAAUAACCAGCCGGUUUCUGCCACGAUCGUCAAUAGACCUUGCUUACUGCUUGGGACGAUAGGUCGACACCUGCCAUCGGAAGGUGCCUUUCGCACAGCUAGAGCCGACGUUCCAGAUUCUCUAGCGGGCAGCUCAUCAACGCGAGACAACGAGUCCAGACUAAAAUUGGGAAAGCCCGGGAGUGAAUGGUCUUGUGAUGCAACGCAUAGGGAUCAGCAAAGGGAAAGUAUUGGUGGCCGAGAUCAGACGGCUGAAUUAGUGCAUCAUGAGGAGGCAAUCCAGAAACAUUUCAAGUCUGAUGUUUGGAUGUUUCCUCGAAGGAAGAACGAAUGACGAUGAAAA
This is a messenger RNA of Pseudomassariella vexata, 698 nucleotides long. RefSeq lists its product as uncharacterized. The record is from RefSeq and is a predicted model, not a curated record. Bases 180 to 689 code for a protein of 169 amino acids. The transcript has a single exon. Lineage: Eukaryota; Fungi; Ascomycota; Sordariomycetes; Amphisphaeriales; Pseudomassariaceae.